AUGGAGGACGCCUUCAGAGCGCGGACGCUGAAGCGGAAAAAUGUCAAAGGCCUUGCACUCAAUGCCGCGGCCUCGAAGCUGGGGCCAAAGCCGUCCGACGGAGAUGCACAGGUGCCUGGAGCUAUCGGGAAUACCGAAAGCAGCCGAACCGACACGUUGGAGAUUGGGCUCGAGUUUCAGCUGGAUCUUCGAAGCGAGGACCUGGUGGUGCUGAAGGAACUCGGUGCUGGCAAUGGAGGCACCGUCAGUAAGGUCAUGCAUGCCUCGACAAAGGUCAUUAUGGCGAGAAAAAUCAUCCGAGUUGAUGCGAAAGAGAACGUGAGGAAGCAGAUAUUACGGGAGCUACAGGUUGGCCGCCAUUGCGACUCUCCACAUAUCGUCACAUUCUAUGGUGCAUUCACGAAUGAAGCCCGAGAUAUUGUGCUGUGCAUGGAAUACAUGGACUGCGGUUCCCUCGAUCGCAUCUCGAAGGAUUUUGGACCUGUUCGAGUCGAUGUCCUAGGAAAGAUUGCAGAGUCGAUUCUCGGCGGACUUGUCUACUUGUACGAAGCACAUCGUAUCAUGCACAGAGAUAUUAAGCCGUCCAACGUGCUGGUCAAUUCAAGGGGACAUAUCAAACUCUGUGAUUUUGGUGUUGCAACAGAGACCGUCAACUCCGUUGCAGACACUUUUGUCGGCACAUCCACCUACAUGGCCCCCGAACGUAUUCAAGGCGAAGCAUAUUCAGUCAGAUCCGACGUAUGGAGCGUGGGCUUGACUAUUAUGGAGCUGGCAGUUGGCCGCUUUCCCUUCGACUCCUCUGACACGUCAGCUGGAGAUAGGGCUAGUGCAGGGCCAAUGGGAAUUUUGGAUCUCCUUCAGCAGAUUGUGCAUGAACCAGCUCCGAAGCUUCCGAAAAGCGACGCAUUCCCAGCCAUUUUAGAUGAAUUCGUUGCUAAAUGCUUAUUGAAAAAGCCCGGAGAACGCCCUACCCCCCGCGAACUCUUCGAUCGUGAUGCUUUCAUUCAGGCUGCCAAAAGAACCCCAGUUAAUCUUCGUGAGUGGGCCAUUAGUAUGAUGGAUAGACACAACAGAAAGUCAUACCUCGCCCCCCCUGCGCCCCGGGCCAUCAACCGGGAUGGCUCUAGGGACUCGAUCUCCGAAUCUGCGCCACCUCAGCAACCGGAUCCAAAUCCGCAUGUAACUCCUACCUCUGGUGAAAUCCCUCUAAACUAUUCUCAUGAGCCAUUCAUCCAACGUGAGGAAGCAACACCACGGAAAUUCACCGCUUCUCCAACUCUCGGCCUUGAACACCUCACUAUCAAUAACCAAGCUUCUCAAAUGAAUGGCCAACCUGGUUGGCCUCGGAGGUCGCCCUUCCUAGCCGGGCAUCAUUCUACAGUUAACUCACCACAGUCAUUUGUGCCUCCGCGCAUGGCUCCUUCGCCACGCCACCCCCAUCCGUCACCUCGAACUGGCGCGCACUCAGCUGGUCUUCCACUUAAAACAGGCCCGUCACCCAGCGGAUCGUUGCCUCCUCCCCCAGGCUCUAGCGGGCUAGGUUCCUGGCAACGAGGCCAAGGCAAUAGGGUUUAG
Messenger RNA from Ophidiomyces ophidiicola, 1575 nucleotides. It is a transcript of the gene STE7, whose product is annotated as MAP kinase kinase (MEK). The coding region runs from base 1 to 1575 and encodes 524 amino acids. The record is from RefSeq and is a predicted model, not a curated record. Gene Ontology annotation, biological process: protein phosphorylation. Lineage: Eukaryota; Fungi; Ascomycota; Eurotiomycetes; Onygenales; Onygenaceae. Gene Ontology annotation, molecular function: ATP binding; protein kinase activity. The transcript has 4 exons.